Molecule: messenger RNA, 524 nt
Organism: Ixodes scapularis (black-legged tick)
Lineage: Eukaryota; Metazoa; Arthropoda; Arachnida; Ixodida; Ixodidae
Gene: Sf3b5
Product: splicing factor 3B subunit 5
Exons: 1
Coding region: 129-386 (85 amino acids)
Biological process (GO): mRNA splicing, via spliceosome
Cellular component (GO): precatalytic spliceosome; U2 snRNP
Source: RefSeq, a predicted model, not a curated record
UAUUCAACGGGUUCGGUGUUGUGAAAGUCUAUCAGAUAUCACAGCGCCGCCAUCGCUCGUCGUUGAUAGAGCGUUUUGGCCGUUCACCGACGCUUGUGAUUUCAACACUUGGUGACUUGGUCAUCGCAAUGGGUGACCGCUACAACAUCCACAGUCAGUUGGAGCAUCUGCAGUCCAAGUACAUCGGCACGGGCCACGCGGACACCGGGCGCUACGAGUGGCUGGUGAACCAGCACCGCGACAGCUACGCAUCGUACAUGGGACACUUUGACAUCCUCAACUUCUUCGCCGUGUGCGAAAACGAAGCCAAAGCCCGCGUCCGCUUCAACCUCAUGGAGAAGAUGCUCCAGCCUUGCGGACCACCGCCCGAAAAAGCCGAGGACUGAGGCGUGCUACACGAACUGUGAGACAUCGGAGAAAUCACCACUUCAUCAUAAGCCAUGCCACACCAUCCACAGUGUUAGCGGCAACACGAUAGUCUGCAGUAGACCCUUGCGCAGAAUAAACGAGUUCUUUCACAGAAA